AUGAAUCGAUCGAAAUUUCCAUCACCGAGAAUAAGUUAUCCAAGUGUAUAUAGCCAAAGAACCCGAUUUAAAACCAAAAAGUUUCCGAAAUCUGCAAGAGAAAAGUACCUUCCUCCAUUAGAAGAACCUAUCGACGAAUUUCAUGAUCCUCUUACAUUAGAGAACGAUAAAAGGUUGUUGUUAGAAGAAAUAGAACAAAUUAAAUCAGAAAUCAAACCAUUAAAUGCACAAAUUGAUGAGUUUCAAAAACAAUAUUUUGGAACUAGUGAAGAAGGUCCUCAAUCACCACGCUCUAUGGCAUUAAAUACGCAAAAAUACAUUUCAGCUCAAGUUGCAAACCUUCACACUGAACAAGACGAGCUCUGUAUUGAGUUAGCUCGCGUUCGUAGACUUUAUUCAGAAAAAACGCAAAAUAAAUUGAAUUUUGAUAUUAAUUACCAACGAUCUCAGUUAAAUGAUCUUACUGCAGAGUAUAAUCAGCUUACAGCUCAAAUAAAUAUUUCGAAGAACGAAUUAGAUCAGUUAAUGGCAUCAGAUAGUACAUAUUUAAUUCAGAACCAAGCUAAACAAAUACAGCUACUUCAAAAUACACUUAGUCAACUUCAAGCAGAUGAAUCGGAAAUGAUCCAGAAAUAUAUGAGCUUAGUUAACGAUGUUCCACAAGUUGCUCAAACAGAAAACAUUUUAGCGCAAAAGAAGAGACAACUCAUUACAGCAGAACACACAAAAAUAAGAUUUUCUGUAGAAUUAAGAAAACUUAGGAAAGAAUAUGAUGAUCAGAUUAGUUAUCUAGAACGAGAAAUUGCUGAUAGGGAAAAUCAAGCACAAAUUAAGCAAAAUAGAGAUAAUUGGAGAAAAAUUUUAUUUGAACCCUCAAGAAGUCGUCAAACUAAUACUAGUUCAGUACCUGCAGAAAAUACAACUAAGUCAAUAGAAAAUAAUAAUCAAAAUCAAGCAAAUUUGGCUGAAACCAACAAUGAAGAAGAAGAAAUGCUUGAUAUUAAAGAAUUUAUUCAUUCUGAUACAUUCUUUGCAGAUCAGUUUAAUGAAAUUAGUCAUUCAUUGAUUAUUCCUUCGGAAAAAUAA
Trichomonas vaginalis G3 is the source of this 1086-nucleotide messenger RNA. RefSeq lists its product as uncharacterized. The transcript has a single exon. The record is from RefSeq and is a predicted model, not a curated record. NCBI's taxonomy places the organism in Eukaryota, Parabasalia, Trichomonadida, Trichomonadidae. The coding region runs from base 1 to 1086 and encodes 361 amino acids.